AUGCCGAGCCCAACACGCGCAGAUUUGCUUCCUAACCUUGGCACGCUGAAGCCCUUGGCGAACGGAACACGUAAGGACUGCGCAAACUACGCAGAGGCGCCGAUUGAGCUGAACGCAACAAUCACAUAUGACUGCCAGGAUGUUGCCGAAAUCUACGACGUCAACGUGGACGAACUCAAGCAGUGGAACCCAGAUCUCGCAAUCACGCCCGGCCUUGAAAGUGCCUGCGAGCUCCAAGGUGGAUACCGCUACUGCGUUGCGCCCGACGAGCGCCGUUGGCCAGAUAUGACAGAUUACUGCAUCCGGGAGACCAUUGCUGAGCCCGGGUGGAGUUGCGCGGACUACGCUUUCUGGUUCGGGAUUAAUUCAACACACCUAAACGAGUGGAAUCCGAAUAUUGGGGAAGAAUGCGAGAACUUCCGCGCAGGUAUGUUAAAUUUCUACGGUCAAGUCUCAAGCUGCACCCGUUGGGUCAUUGCAAAUGCUACCGAAGUUGGCGUCAAUCCUUGUGAUCAGUAUGUGAACAACAUCAAAAUUCCACAGGCGCGCUUCGUAGCAUGGAACCCCUCCGUGGGAUCGGAUUGUGAGUUUCGGUCUGAGCCGAUGGUACCAUCAUUCCUGAUCACUAACUAUGCGUAUUUAUCAUAG
Molecule: messenger RNA, 648 nt
Organism: Colletotrichum phormii
Lineage: Eukaryota; Fungi; Ascomycota; Sordariomycetes; Glomerellales; Glomerellaceae
Exons: 3
Coding region: 1-648 (215 amino acids)
Source: RefSeq, a predicted model, not a curated record